GCUAAACGCCAACGUUUCGACCUCGAACCAACAUGACUGCUGAUAAAACAAAAACAAAAAAAAAAACAUACCGCUGAGCCGACAAACUCGCAUUAGGCGGUUUUUGCAGGAAGUAGCUUCCGGAUGUUGUUAAAAGUGCACCUUCAGCAUAAAACAAGGUUUCGCAAUCAAUGUUUGUACAGCACAUUGCCUUUUUACGAUUACUUUGCAUAAUCUGAACGGAAUUAUAAGAGGACGUUGUAUGUAUUUGUAAUGUAUGUGGUUGUUUUGAGUUAGCUAAGAUUAGUAAAAUGGCCACCGACUGCCCAGUGAAAACAAAUGAUUAAUUCUACAGUUUACUGCAAUAUGUGAAGUAUGAGCUAUAGCCACAGUCUUGCAGCUUAGUCAGCAUAUCUGUCCGUGUUUCUUUAUUGUGCUUGUAUGUAGCAUAUGUCGAUGUAUGUGGACGUUAUGGACUUCCUGGUUGGAUUUGAGUACACAGAGAUCAAUCUCGGUCUCCUGAAAGCACCAUGGCGGUAUCAGCAGGAACGUUAACACCUCUCCGAUACUUUACUUGUUGUCCAUUCCAACUAUUGUUUGUAUUUUUCCUCUCCUUACAAUUCUCAAAAAGUAUUUUUGUUGUACGACUGUCCUGAUUUUCCUUCAGUCUUUCCCGGUAACUUUCUUCUGGUUUUAUUGUGAAAAGAAAGUGUCCAUCUCAGUAAAGCUGACGUACUUCCGGUCCGUUGGGCGUCACAGUAGCGCUUUGUCGUCUGUUGUUGUUGACUUUCUAUCCUUCUAUGCUUCAUGAUCUACCAGGUCUUUUGUCACGGAACUUGGCUUUUGCUUGGCAGUUAGGAGUAAAAAAAAAGCAAUUUAAAUAUUGUAGUUGUUAGGGUGGCGGGCGAAGGCAAGCAUUGGCGCCAUGGACGACGUUGGUUUGCGGUGAGAAAUAUCCCCUCAUAGCCCAAGGAGACGUCCCAACAACCGGCUGGCUUCAUGGAGCUGCCGACUGCUCACAAGUAGCUGCCACAAAGACUGCCACUUUCAAAUCUGUGUCAACAAUGGAGCUCUCCCAGGUGACAUUGAACGUAUCAGGAGAAACAUCUCCAGGGGAGGUGAUUGCCGUGGUUGGAAGCUGUGAAAGCCUGGGUGACUGGAGCCAUGACAAAGCAGCGAUCCUGCACCCCAUCAGUGAGGACGGGAACAUGUGGACGACAACGCUGGCCAUCCCCAAGGGAGUUGUGGUCAAGUACCGCUAUUUUAAAGGCUUCUUUCUGGAGGCAAAGAGUGCAGGCGCUCCUUGUCAGGUGAUAGUCAAUAUGUGGGAGACCCAUCAUCAGCCCCGCAGCAUGAGCCCCACAGAAUCUCACCUGUGUGUCAACGAUGGAUGUUUUGGAAUUCACAACGGGGUGAAGUGUGUCGACGGCGGCUGGCUGACGUGUCAAACGGAGAUUCGCUUGCGUCUGCACUUUUCCAAGACGUCUCCGGUGUCCAUCACCAAGAAGAAAUUCAAGAAGUCUCGCUUCAGGAUCAAGUUGACCCUGGAGGGCAUUGAGGAGGAAGAAGACGACGACGAGGAUGAAGAUGCGAUCAGACCCUCAUCCCUCCACAAGAUGACCACCACCCUGGAGAUCAGCAUGAUCACUGCCAAAGCCUACAAGUCACGCCACUCCCAGCCCGAGUGCGGCUACGCCCUGGAGCCCUCACGCUGGACCGAGUACAGCGUCCACACCAUGGACCCCGACAACCUGGAGCUCACAUUUGAGUUCUUUGAGGAGGAGCUGAGCGAGCACGUAGUCCAGGGCGAUGCUCACCCGGGUCAUGUGGGCACCGCCUGCCUCCUUUCGUCCUCUUUCCUGGAGAGCGGCAAAGACAUGGGCGUGGUUACGCUGCCCAUUAUGGGACGCAACUCCCGGCAUACCAUCGGCAAAGUCCGAGUGGACUACCUGGUGAUCAGGCCCAUCCCGGGGCUGCCGUGCAACAUGACCGCCUCCUUCACCAAGUACUGGAAGAAAAGAAGCGCUCUGGAUGUCGGCCACAGAGGAGCCGGCAGCACGCACGCCGCCAAGCACCACAGAGUCCGAGAGAACACCAUUGCCUCCUUCAAGAGCGCCGCCAAGCAUGGUGCCGCCUACGUGGAGUUUGACGUCCACCUUUCCAAGGACGACGUUCCAAUCGUGUACCACGACCUAACCUGCUGCAUCGCCACCAAGAAGAAAAACGACCAGACGUUGGAGCUCAUCGAGGUGCCUGUCAAAGACCUGACAUUUCAUCAGCUGCAGCUUCUGAAGUUGGCGCAUGUCACCGCCAUGAAGGGAAAUGAUGUCAAAGAACUGCUGGAGGAAGAGGAUGACAUCGACGAGCAUCAGCCCUUUCCGUCGCUCUCGCAGCUCUUCCAGGCACUUCCUGAGCACGUGGGCUUCAACAUCGAGCUGAAGUGGAUCUGUCAGAUGAAGGACGGGUCAUGGGAAGGCAACAUGUCGUCCUACUUCAACAUGAACACCUUCCUCGACAUCAUCCUGUCCUGCGUGCUGCAGAACGGAGGCAAAAGACGUGUGGUGUUCUCGUGCUUUGAUCCCGACGUCUGCGCCAUGGUGCGCCGCAAGCAGAACAAGUACCCCAUCCUCUUCCUGACUCAGGGCAUCUCCGAGAAGUACCCCGAGCUCAUGGACAUCCGCUGCCAGAGCACGGAGAUGGCCGUGAACUUUGCCCAGAGCGAGGACAUCCUGGGAAUCAGCGCGCACACCGAGGAGCUGCUGACGAACCUGGGUCUGAUCGGGGAGGCGCAGAGCAAAGGCCUGGUGGUGUUCAGCUGGGGCGACGACAACAACGAGCACGAGAACAGGAGGCAGCUGAGAGAGCAGGGCAUCGACGGCCUCAUCUAUGACAGGAUCUGCGAGGACCAAGGAGAGCAGCCCAACAUCUUCCAGGUGGAGGAGCAACACUCCCUGCGGGAGGUGAUCACAGAGGAGACCCUGAAGAGCCCCACCUGCUCCUGCUACUCCAUCCCCUGCUCCACCGCGCCGUGUCUCGUCACCAAGGAGCGAGCUGGCAGCGCCGAGUCCGACUCGGGCCUCAGCUCCUCGUAGCGUGCUCUCUCCAUCCUCCCAGGAGGGUUCUUGCGUUUAUUAUUAGCGGCAUUUAUUUUUGCAUGGCCAUCACUUCAUAAGAUACUUUUCUCACAACUCCAUUAAUGCGCACAUUUUGAUUGUAGGGAGCAGGGAUAUUGAACUACCAAUGUUGCCAAUGCGGGUGCCAUUAUCUUGUUGAUGUGCGUGCAUGAAGCCAUUACCUUAAAGCAGGGCUGUCCAAAUACCAACCCGAGGGCCAUUUGCGGCCCGUAGCUCCCUUUUCAUUGGCCCGUCCUUGACAGCGGUAGAUAUCGUGCAUCUCUAAGCUGCUUACUUUAUUAUUUUCAUUAUUUUCUCAACCUGCAUUGGAUGGAUUCUUGCAUGUUUAAUUAACCAGAAAUGACAAGUAUGAAAGUGGGCCCUACAACUUUGGGUUUGUAGUUUGAACACCCCUCCCUGCCUUCGCAUCCUUUGAAUAGUCCAGCUUGUAUUGACCAUCUCGUACCGCUAGGGGUCGCCCGACAGCAGUUGACAUGGUUGAAGUUGUGCUUUCCGCAUAUCGUGCAGGUUGCCAUUUAUGGGUUUCAUUUUGCAGAACUUAAAGAUGACAAAGUGCAACGUGUCAACAUUAACGGUGCUCUGAUUAUAAUUCAUAUAAUUCAAGUGCACACAGGACAGCCUACUGGUGAUGUGCGAGGGAGUUAUUACUUUUUGUCUACUGUUACAAUAUUUGAAGUGUAGCAGCCGGAAGCUCACGUAUGAACGCUACGUUUACACGAGCGGAGUAGUCACACAUCGAUCAUGAACAAUUGUGUCAUUCAUUGUUAAUAAAUAAAAACUGUUCUUAAUUG
This is a messenger RNA of Doryrhamphus excisus (bluestripe pipefish), 3904 nucleotides long. It is a transcript of the gene gpcpd1, whose product is annotated as glycerophosphocholine phosphodiesterase 1. Gene Ontology annotation, biological process: glycerophospholipid catabolic process. The record is from RefSeq and is a predicted model, not a curated record. NCBI's taxonomy places the organism in Eukaryota, Metazoa, Chordata, Actinopteri, Syngnathiformes, Syngnathidae. Gene Ontology annotation, molecular function: glycerophosphocholine phosphodiesterase activity; starch binding.